Messenger RNA from Penicillium brasilianum, 947 nucleotides. The record is from the annotation of a GenBank genome assembly. NCBI's taxonomy places the organism in Eukaryota, Fungi, Ascomycota, Eurotiomycetes, Eurotiales, Aspergillaceae.
GUGUCUGAUAAUUCUUGAUUUACAUCUUUUGAAUCAUUUUUACAAGAUAAACUCUACAACAUGGCUUCAAAGGGACUUGCAAUUAUCGCCGGCGUCGGUCCUGGCACGGGUGCCUCCAUUGCCCGACGCUUUGCUAAAUCAUAUUCAGUCGUCCUUCUUUCUCGUACCCCCAGUAACUUUGAGCCCCUUGUUCAGGAGAUCAAUUCAAGCGGUGGAAAGGCCAUCGGUAUCAGCACCGACGUCUCCGACCCUAACAGUGUCAAGUCGGCCUUUGAUGAGAUCGAGAAGCAAUUCCCAGACCAUGCGUUGGCCGCAUCUAUCUUCAAUCCUGGCGGUGGCUUUGUGAAAAAGCCCUUUUUGGAACUGACGGAUGAAGAUUAUUCAGGGGCGCUUAACUCUCAGGCGAAAGGCGCAUUCUACUUCGCCCAGCGCUCUUUGCCCCUUCUUCUAAAGGCCAAAGAGAUAUCUCCUCACCCACCAACUCUCAUUUUCACGGGUGCAACGGCUAGUAUCAAAGGCUCCGCCCAAUUCGCUGCCUUUGCAAGCGGCAAGUUCGCUCUUCGAGCCUUGGCUCAGUCACUGGCUCGUGAAUUUGGACCGCAGGGUAUUCAUGUGUCCCAUGCUAUCAUCGAUGGUAUUAUCGACAUUCCUCGCACCAAGCAGUGGGUUCUGCCCCACCCAGAUGCUAAAUUGAGCCCUGAUUCUAUUGCGGACUCAUACUGGCAUCUGCAUACUCAGCCGCGGACUACCUUCGCUUUUGAGUUGGAUUUGCGACCUUAUAUUGAGAAGUGGUAGACGAAUAGUUAUUACGCCGCUGAUUGCCGUAGGGGAUGGAAUGCUAGGAUGAGUGUAUCUCGGCUUCUUUAUCUUGGACCAUAAUUGAAUGCAAACAGAUAGUUCCAAGUACGUCUAAUGGCUGAAUGUUACAUCACAACACUAGGUUACGG